This is a messenger RNA of Ananas comosus (pineapple), 1963 nucleotides long. Its product is annotated as protein IQ-DOMAIN 1-like. The transcript is spliced from 5 exons. The record is from RefSeq and is a predicted model, not a curated record. The coding region runs from base 245 to 1909 and encodes 554 amino acids. Lineage: Eukaryota; Viridiplantae; Streptophyta; Magnoliopsida; Poales; Bromeliaceae. Gene Ontology annotation, molecular function: protein binding.
GCUCUCCCACCACAUGAUCUGGCUUCCGUGAUGGUGCAAUAAACUCUAGAGCAAGAGGGAGGGGAGUGGGUAAGUAAAUGGGACGCGGGUUUCUUUUGGACGCUGCUCAUUUCAUCCCAUCUGGGGCUCACAGGUUUCUUUUAUUACUGGUGCUCGUGCUCUCUGGCGUUACUUUUGUCACUUCUUUUAGGCAUUGCUAGCUGAACAUGGCCGUGUAAAUUAAUGCCCGAAAGGAGUGGCGGCAAUGGGGAAGAAGGCCGGCGGGAGCUCCUGGUUAACGGCCGUUAAACGAGCCUUCCGAUCUCCCUCCAAGGACUCCGACCGCAAAUCUUCUCGCCAGCGCUUGGAAUCCGACCAGGAAGAAGACGAUAAGAACAAGAGGGAGAAGAGGAGAUGGAUAUUUCGGAAGCCUUCUCCGACGACGACGACGGCACACGAGCCGCAGAUGCAGAUGCAGAUGCAGAUGCAGCAGCUGCCUGGGCGGGCGGCGGCGCAGCCUGCUCAGGCGGCGGUGACGGCGGAGCAGAGGCACGCCAUUGCGCUGGCAGUGGCCUCGGCAGCCACGGCAGAGGCGGCCGUCGCCACGGCGCAGGCGGCGGCGGAGGUGGUCCGUCUCACCGAACCUUCUGCCGCUGGCUUCGUCCGGCAGCACUGCGCUGCCAUCGUCAUCCAAACCGCCUUCCGCGGCUACUUGGCGAGGAGGGCGCUGAGGGCUCUGAAAGGGCUGGUGAAGCUGCAGGCGCUGGUGAGAGGCCACAACGUGCGGAAGCAGGCGAACAUGACGCUGCGGUGCAUGCAGGCGCUGGUGAGGGUGCAGGCCCGAGUGCGAGACCAGCGCAUGCGCCUCUCCCAUGAAGCCGCAUCGGCCGCUGCUCCUGCUCCUUGCAGCAGCAACAAGUCCUCCUUCAGCUGCGACACCUUCGUCUGGGACUCCAAGUACCUCCAGGAGCUCGCCGAGAGAAGAUCCGUGGAACGGUCGAGAGAUGGGAGCAGCUUGGCCGACGACUGGGACGAGCGCCCUCGCACCAUGGAGGAGAUCCAGGCUAUGCUGCAGAGCAGAAAGGCAGCGGCUCUGAAGCGCGAAAGGGCACUCUCAUACGCAUUCUCCCAACAGAUUUGGAGGAACCCGUCUCCCUCCCUGGAGGAAGAAGCCGAGGGACGGGUGGCGUCGGCCGGCGAGGCGUGGCAACCGCGGUGGAUGGAGCGUUGGAUGGCGUCCAGAUCGUCCUUCGACAACAAGAACAGCAGCAGCAGCAGCAGCUGGGGAAGAGCCUCCACCGACCACCGCGACCCCAUCAAGACCGUGGAGAUUGACACGGCUCGGCCGUACUCCUACUCCGCCCAGCGAAGGCCGCAGCAGCUGACGCAUCCCCAACCCAACUUCUCCCCCCUCCACCACCGCUCUCACCUCUCCACACACUCCCCUGUCACCCCCUCCCCUUCCAAGGCGCGGCCUUUGCAAGUUCGCUCCGCGAGCCCUCGCUGCGGGAGCUCCGACGCCGCGCACACCCCCAGUUACUACUACCACCACAACCAACCGGCGGCGACGUCGCGCCACCACCACCACAGCGCGGCGGCCGCGGUGCCCAACUACAUGGCGGCGACGGAGUCUGCCAAGGCACGGCUCCGGUCGCAGAGCGCUCCGCGGCAGCGUCUGGCGACGCCAGAGAGGGAGAAGCCCGGCGCCGGCGCCGGCUCCGGCUCCGGCUCGGCCAAGAAGCGCCUCUCCUUCCCCGUCCCCGACCCAUACGGCGGGUACUCACAUAGCCUGCGAAGCCCCAGCUUCAAGAGCGCGGCGGGGCGCUUCGCGUCGGAGCAGAGGUCGACCGUGUCAUCGUCCUGCAACGAGAGCCUCGGCGGCGAGAUCUCACCGUCGUCGACCACCGACCUCCGCCGGUGGCUAAGGUGACCGAAAAGCCCUAGCAACCUCAGGACAUAAUACUAAUUAACUGAGUUUUUUUCU